AUGACUUCCUCCAAUGUGAAACCACUGAUGAGUCCUGUCAACGAAACUGAAAUUGUAGUCUCUUUUGAACUACACAAUCUACAACAAAACCAUGAAAGGACACUAAGAAGCAUUAUAAACAAAUACAAAGAUAAAACUGAUGCUGAAGUACAUUUGAAAACUAAUGAUGACAUACAUAUCUAUUUCUGUGAAGGCAGCAGGAGUGUAUCAAGCUCUCUGUCAUCUUUAUGUACAGGUUCUGAAGACAGAGAACAAGAUCUGAAGUAUUUGAUUCAAAUGGGAUUAAUCAAAUCUGAACAAGGCAGGAGAACAACAUAG
Messenger RNA from Schistocerca cancellata (South American locust), 318 nucleotides. Its product is annotated as putative neural-cadherin 2. Gene Ontology annotation, biological process: homophilic cell-cell adhesion. Bases 1 to 318 code for a protein of 105 amino acids. Gene Ontology annotation, molecular function: calcium ion binding. Lineage: Eukaryota; Metazoa; Arthropoda; Insecta; Orthoptera; Acrididae. The transcript has 3 exons. The record is from RefSeq and is a predicted model, not a curated record.